AGACCAAAAAACAGUAAAAAGAAAAAAAAAAAACGAAGGAGAAAAGAAAAUAUUUAAAGCUUGGCGAACGGAAAACUGAAAAGACGCCAAGAAAGGACUGUUGAAAACGACCACCUCGGAGUAUCACAUUGAAAACGACCACCUCGGAGUUCCAUUUUCCAUCAAUCAUCCUCUUUGCCUCUCGGCUUUGCUUCCUUCAUACCCCGGCUGCUCGUUUGCCUGCAAAAAGGAGCUCCAGGUGUAAGCCUGUUGAAGAUUUGCAUCCAUGGCCACGCUCAAUGACAUUGCGGUCGCAGCGGCCAUCAAUAUCCUUAGCGCUUUUGCCUUCUUCGUUGCAUUCGCUAUUCUUCGAAUACAGCCUGUUAACGACCGCGUCUACUUCCCGAAAUGGUAUCUCAAGGGCCUGAGGUGCAGCCCUUUGCGGACGGGUGCGCUGAGCAAGUUCGUGAACUUGGACUUCAGAUCAUACCUGAAAUUCCUCAAUUGGAUGCAUGCGGCUCUGCAAAUGCCCGAACCUGAGCUGAUCGAUCACGCAGGGCUCGAUUCUGUUGUUUACUUGAGAAUUUACUUGACAGGGUUGAAGAUUUUUGUACCAAUCACAUUUCUCGCUUUUGCAAUCACGGUCCCGGUUAAUUGGACCAAUCACAUGCUGAAGCAUUCCAACUUGACUUACAGCAAUAUUGAUAAGCUCUCGAUAUCAAAUAUUCCGCUUGGAUCCCGCAGAUUCUGGACACAUUUAGUAAUGGCCUAUGUCUUCACCUUCUGGACAUGCUAUGUCUUGAAAAGGGAGUAUGAAAUUAUUGCAUCUAUGAGGCUGCAUUUUCUUGCAUCAGAGCAAAGGCGGCCGGAUCAGUUUACGGUACUGGUAAGGAAUGUGCCUCCAGACCCCGAUGAAUCAGUUGGUCAGCUCGUGGAACACUUUUUUAUGGUGAACCAUCCCGACCACUAUCUCACUUAUCAGGUUGUCUUCAAUGCAAACACACUCUCCAAGCUGAUGGAUGAGAAGAAAAAACUGCAGAAUUGGCUCGACUACUAUCAGCUUAAAUAUUCUAGAAACAAAUCUACUCGGCCCUUGAAAAAGAAGGGAACUUUUGGCCUCUGGGGGAAGAAGGUUGAUGCGAUCGAGUUGUAUACAUUGAAGAUUGAGGAAAUAUCCAGACAAAUAUUGUUGGAAAGAGAGAAAAUUAUGAGUAGCAACAACUAUAUCAUGCCUGCUGCUUUUGUCUCUUUCAAGAUGCGAUGGGGUGCCGCCGUCUGUGCUCAGACCCAACAGACGAGAAACCCAACUGUCUGGCUAACCGAGUGGGCACCAGAGCCACGCGAUAUCUACUGGACCAACUUGGCUAUCCCCUAUGUCUCGCUCUCCAUUAGGAGGCUGAUCAUUGCUGUAGCAUUCUUCUUCCUCACAUUUUUCUUCAUGAUUCCAAUCGCGCUCGUGCAAUCAUUGGCGAACAUAGAGGGAAUUGAAAAGGCUCUGCCUUUCCUAAAGCCCAUAAUUGAAAUGAAAGGGAUAAAGUCGCUGAUCCAAGGCUUCCUUCCUGGAAUAGCCUUAAAGAUCUUCCUCGUGUUUCUGCCUUCCAUUCUGAUGCUAAUGUCAAAAUUUGAAGGGUUUAUAAGCACAUCAGCACUUGAGAGGAGAUCUGCGACUCGCUAUUACUUCUUCCAAUUUAUCAAUGUAUUUCUGGGCAGUAUUAUUACGGGGACUGCAUUUCAGCAACUAGACAAUUUUAUCCACCAGUCGGCGAAUGAGAUUCCUAAGACGAUUGGUGUCUCCAUUCCUAUGAAAGCCACUUUCUUCAUCACGUACAUUAUGGUUGAUGGUUGGGCUGGAGUUGCUGCGGAAAUACUCCGACUGAAGCCACUAAUUAUGUACCACCUAAAGAAUUUCUUUCUUGUCAAGACCCAAAAGGACCGGGAAGAGGCAAUGGAUCCAGGAACUCUUGGCUUCAACACGGGCGAACCUCAAAUACAGCUCUACUUCCUACUCGGGCUCGUAUACGCCUUGGUGUCUCCAAUUCUUCUUCCCUUUAUACUAGUCUUCUUUGCCCUUGCAUAUGUUGUGUACCGUCAUCAGAUAAUAAAUGUGUACAAUCAAGAGUAUGAGAGUGCUGCAGCCUUUUGGCCCGAUGUUCAUGCUCGAAUAGUAACAGCAUUGAUCGUUUCACAGCUUCUGUUAAUGGGUUUGUUGAGCACAAAAGAAGCUGCUCAGUCUACUCCUCUGCUCAUAACUCUCCCUGUUCUGACCAUUUGGUUCCAUCUCUUCUGCAAAGGCCGUUACGAGCCCGCGUUCCGGAGAUACCCGUUACAGGAGGCAAUGAUGAAGGAUACAUUAGAGAGGGCUAGAGAACCGAACUUGAACCUGAAAGGAUUCCUUCAAUCGGCAUAUAUCCAUCCUGUGUUCAAGGCCGAGGACGAGAGCGUGAGCGACUCACCUCUGGAGGAGUCAGAGAGAACGCCUGACCUCGUCCCCACGAAACGUAGCAAACGCAGCGACUCAUUCUCUUCCUCUGCCCAUCUAAUCUCACACGGGGAAUAAUAGGCUUGGUCAAGUCACUUUGCUGUAACUGUGGGAGCAUAAUAUACAGAUUCUCACAGAGCUGAGAUGGGUGAAGCUCGCUUUGUAAAUGUUAGCAUAGGCGAAAUGACUGACGGUAUAGACUAUAGAGGACUAAAAAGUUCCUUAUUGAUCGAUUGACCUCGUAGUUUCCGGUUUUAUAUGGAAAGGAAGAGCAAA
Molecule: messenger RNA, 2734 nt
Organism: Punica granatum (pomegranate)
Lineage: Eukaryota; Viridiplantae; Streptophyta; Magnoliopsida; Myrtales; Lythraceae
Source: RefSeq, a predicted model, not a curated record